Lachancea dasiensis is the source of this 2508-nucleotide messenger RNA. The record is from the annotation of a GenBank genome assembly. NCBI's taxonomy places the organism in Eukaryota, Fungi, Ascomycota, Saccharomycetes, Saccharomycetales, Saccharomycetaceae.
AUGCAAUACGUCGGAAGAGCAAUAGGUACGGUAUCGAAGACAUGGUCUUCGAUCAAUCCGGCGACUUUGUCCGGAGCAAUUGACGUGGUUGUAGUGGAACAUCCGGAUGGUCGCCUAGCUUGCUCGCCCUUCCACGUAAGAUUUGGCAAGUUCCAAAUCCUAAAGCCAUCGCAAAAGAAAGUGUUAGUAUCGGUUAAUGGGCAGCCAACCAAUAUCCCCAUGAAACUGGGAGAUUCGGGGGAAGCAUACUUUGUUUUCGAGACCGAAGCAGACCGCGGCACAAUCCCCGAUGAGCUUAUAUCUUCUCCUGUUGCCAGUGCGACCAGCAGUCCUUCAGCAUCUCCUAAUGACGUGCAAACCAAUGCUACGGACCUAGAGGAACCUGAUUUUUUGGACAUAGGAAAACCUGCUCAUAUGGGACAGCACGUUCCACCGUCUACUCCUCCGCCAAGAAGGCCCUCGAUAUUCGAAGAAAGAGCCCGGAAACUGAAUGAAAGACUACAUCAAAAGCAAAUCCCAAGCAAAUUUGACAACAACGGCGAUCUGCUGCUGGAUAUCGAGGGGUACAAACCCAGCAAAGAUAAAGUUCACGACACAGACGCUAUGCUAAAGCAACUGCUAAGGGAUGAAUUAGGUACACAGUUUGACAUCUCAUCACUGGUAAAGGAAGAUAGGAACGGUAAUAUGCGUAUCAUCAAUCCCGGAGACGAUAGCCAUUUUCAAUCGCCGCCCGGAUCUCCUCAAGCUUUAGUGAGCUAUGAACCAGACAUAGCCAGUCCGUGCCUCUCAGAGUCUUCUACUCAGACGGAUAUCACCACCACCACUGACUUUACACCCAUGGCUUCAGCUAAUAUUAAUUCUGCUGCGACUGCCAAGAAUUUCAUCAAGACUAUUAGACUGACGUCAGAACAAUUACACUGCCUAGAUCUCAGGUAUGGUGAAAAUGAACUAUCUUUCUCGGUGGAUAAUAGCCGAGCCAUCAUUACAGCAAAACUCUUUCUUUGGAGGUGGGACGUUCCGCUAGUGAUUUCGGACAUUGACGGAACAAUAACAAAGUCUGAUGCCUUGGGCCAUGUGUUCACCAUGAUAGGGAGAGACUGGACACACCUCGGUGUCGCUGAACUUUUUACAGAAAUCAAGAAGAAUGGUUACAAUGUUGUUUAUCUAACUGCGAGGAGUGCAGGCCAGGCAGAUUCGACCAGAAGCUACCUCAACAGUAUCGUCCAAGAUGGCUGCAAACUGCCGCGUGGACCUGUCAUCUUGUCACCGGAUCGAACUAUGGCCGCGCUAAGAAGAGAAGUUAUCUUAAAAAAGCCGGAAGUUUUCAAAAUUGCCUGCUUGAAUGACCUAAGAAAGCUCUACUAUGGCGAUUGUGAGAUCAAUAGAGCAGACGAUGAAGAAAGAAGAGACGACUGCCCGACCCCAUUCGUAGCAGGAUUUGGUAACCGCAUAACUGACGCGCUUGCGUACCGUACAGUUGGCAUACCAAGCUCUAGAAUUUUUACGAUUAAUCCUGAUGGGGAAGUCCAUAUGGAGUUAUUGGAACUUGCUGGGUACCGGAGCUCCUAUAUCCACAUUAACGAGUUGGUUGAUCACUUUUUCCCACCUGUGGGUAUCAACUAUCCCAACGGCGGUGACGAUCACAAAAGCUUGUCGCCCGCACCAGGUUCCCCUGUAGGAGCUGCAAUGGACGAAAGGUCUUUCCACAGACCAAAUACCGUGCAGUUUACAGAUGUUAAUUUUUGGCGGGAACCAGUUCUAAAUGUCGAAGACCUUUCCGACCUAGACACCGUUGCCUCGGAUGAAGAUGUUAAUCUUAAACAAAAGGCGACUUUUGGCGAUUUUGGUUUUAAUGCUGUGGGUUCCAAGGGUACAAGUCAUGACAUCAAUUCUGCGAAGCCUAACACCACUUCGACAUCAAAAUCUCAACCUAGCAGUUCAAAAGAUGUGGGCCGCCAAAUAUACUUAGAGCUUGGUUCACCGCUGGCAUCUCCAAGGCUAAGCCAUAUGGACGAUACUCGUAGCCUUGACCGUCAUUUUCAAGCUUUGAAUAUUUCUACGCUCAGUAAACCCAGUACACAAGUCUCUGCACUGUCGGUUUUGCAUGACGGUCGCUCAGCGGACGAUGCCCCCGAAUCGAAGGUGACCAGUACACUCACUCCAUCGGGACAAAUGGAAACUACUGAUGAUGAGUUCGAUGAAGACGAAUUCGAAGAUGACGAUGAUGAAGGUGAUGACGAGGAAGAGGACGAAGACGAAGAGGAUGACGAUUAUCAACAAUUUGAUCUUGAUGAGCCUGGCGACAGCGGGGGAGGGGGCGAGAUCACAAAGAAUCAAGAUGAAAGUAAUUAUAAAAGUAACGGUGAAGAAGGAGCCGAAGACUAUAAUUUUGGUGGAGGCUCAAAGGCUCUAAAGUUUUCUAACGAAAGUGGUAAAAUAGUAGAGAAGGGCGUGGACGAUUUUCUUAAUCCAACUUUGGCCCAUGAGCAGAACAGUACGCCAACCUGA